Molecule: messenger RNA, 3409 nt
Organism: Manis pentadactyla (Chinese pangolin)
Lineage: Eukaryota; Metazoa; Chordata; Mammalia; Pholidota; Manidae
Product: protein DEPP-like
Exons: 2
Coding region: 857-1420 (187 amino acids)
Biological process (GO): regulation of autophagy
Cellular component (GO): mitochondrion
Source: RefSeq, a predicted model, not a curated record
CAGGGGCUCCUCCUGGUAGCUCUGCUGCAUUGCAGCCACACUCCUGCAGCUGUUCCCAGAACCUGAAAUUACUGCCCUCGUCCACUGAGCAUUUGCCCCCCUCAUGAAAGGUAAGUUCCAGAGGCCAGGACUGUUUGCUGCUCUGUCCUCUGUGCCCACAGUAGCCUCUGUGUACAGAAGCACCAAUUAGAUACAAGCCAACAGUUCUCACUUGAAAGCACCACAGGUGGAAGAGGCAAGACCAGGCCCCCACAGGCUGUGCCUCACAGAGGCCCUGGGAGCCCUGCCCAGGUGUGUCUGACAUGUUGCCUAAGGCCCAGAGCUCUGCCAGACCAGCCCCAGGUCAGUGUCCUGGGGCCCUAGGGUGUGGACGGUGCUUCCAGGCAGUGCUGGCAGACAUUAGGGCUGCCUGGGGAGCCUAGCAGAGCCCUGCCUCUCCUGCAGCCCAGGGUGGCCGGGAGUGGUGGUCACUCCUAUCCCGCCUGUGGAGUGACCAUCCCAGAGCCUCCCUCAGGCACAAGCUUGGGCUCUGGGCAGGCAGCCGGGCCAGGCCCCACCCACCUGUUUCCUCUGAGCCUUCCUUAAUGCUAUUUUGGGCUCUCACGACAGUAACUGAUGGCUGGUGGAAAGGCAUAAAAGCAGCCGCCAGGCCUUGAGGCUCACUAGACAGCUCCAUCCAGCAGGCAGUGACCCACCGUCCUCACGGCAUCCUUACUCAAUGUGGGCACCAGGCUCUGGUUGCGGGAGCCCGUUCCUCUGCCCUGAGCUUCCCGGGGACUGACCUUGCUCGUCCAGCAGCCCUGCUACUCCCAGGCCCUCUCAGCUACAGGUAGCUGCUUCCUGGCAUCCAGAAGCCAUGAGGUCCCGGCUGCUGCUUUCAGAGGCCCACCUGCCCACAAUUCGGGAGACCUCGGAGGAGAUGCUGCCUGUGGGGACUGGGCAGGAACCCCCGGCCUCCCCCAGCUUGGAUGACUACGUCAGGUCCAUCUGUCAGCUGGCACAGUCCACCUCAGUGCUGGGUGUGCCCACAGCCAGGGGCCCAUGCAGGUCCCUAGAGGACAUCACCACCUACCUCAGGGGCCAGCAGCCUGCACUGCAUGGGGCUGGUACUUCUGACCCCCUGCACUGCCUGUUCGGGGAGUCCCAGGGAAGGUGGCCAAGUAGGAGGGAACUUCCCAGGAUGACUGGCCCCUCUGCUGAGUCCAGGGGCCCAUGUGGACAGAUGGACAGUAGCAAGGCUGGGGAGGCCUCCAGAGGGAGGCUCUGUGAUGCCAGAUCACCCAGGCACUUUCUGGCAAGACCAUCGAGGGAAUGGCACCAGGGCUCCCUGACUCCCAGGCAGUCUGGCCGGGCUGCAGCCUCCCCCAUGAGGCCCAGCCCAGCAGCAUCCUCAGAACUCUCUACCUGCACCUCCCAGUGAUCCAUGAACUCUGACACCUCCCCAGUAGAGCAUGCUGCUCUGGUGCUGCCCCGCAGGUCUCCGGUUCAUGGCAGCAGCCUGCCUCCACAGCGAUCCCAUGUGCACUGCUCCCUAUAGGCUGACCGUCUUGGCGAGCUAAAUGCCUCUAUCCCUGGUGUUUUCAUGAGUCAGGGGUCCUGACUCCUAGGCUGUUCUGACAAAUAAGUGGGAUAAAACCCACAUAUGGGGCUGUGGUUACAAGACCACACAGAGUAGCCAUUAUUGCUGAGGCUGUCUCUCAGGCGGGAAGUGAGGUUGGACUGAGCAGCGGAGACGGGUAGGCUGAGCAAGGUCCCGGGCACCCCCAGGUCAGUCCCUCAGCCCCGCCCCAUAGAGCCUGUGCUCCAAGAGGCCUGAGAGAACACCAGGGCUCUGCAGAUGCACCCACUAUGCUUUGGGGGGCCUGUCCCUGGGGUGUCCUGGGGACCGCAGUUGGUCCAGCUCACAAGUCCUGCUGUGGCAUCAGGUCAGCCUGUGGGGUGCCAGACCCCGGCCAGGGGGCCCGUCCCCACCCCUCCCUGUCUGCACCUCAGCUAUGGGGCCAAGUCCAGCCCCACUCCUCAGACCUGUUCACAGCCUGGCGAAUCCGUGUUCUUGGAGUCUCUGGCAGAGAGGUGAGGGUGGGGAAUAGAGGAGAGGGAGGAUCUCCUCAGAGAGGCAGGUGGGCAUCAGAGGGCUCCAAAGGUCAGGCCUGAGGACCUGUCCUCCCUCUCACUGGGGCUGUGUGGGAGCUGGCUGACCUGGUCAGGGUGGAGGGGGCUGAGAAGAGAGGAGCCAGGAGCUGGGUGGCUACCAAGUCCACCCCUGCUUCUGCCCCCCAACUCCCUGCUCUGUGCACAGCAAACUCCUUCCUUCCUUUUUUUUUUGGUGCUAUUUUUAAAUUGCUCUGGACUAUAAAAAUGUUUGUCCCCUUUCAUGUGUAUUUUGUGGGGAGACAGAAUGUAAAAUAUAUUUAAAAGGGAUUUAGUCAAGCAAUUUACUAUUUUAUCUGUAAAAUGGGGGCACCAAUGCUGGUCUUUCACACCCCACAGAGCACAGGAGCUGGCAGAUGAGCUUACAAGCACCACACACAGAUGUCUGCAUCAUCACAGCCUGCUGUAUCUCUGCUCGGCUCACAUCUGUGGCUCCCUGGCCUCUGGCAAAUAAGUACGGGGCAGCCUGGAGCCCAAGGGCCCCUAGGAGGCAGUGAGGAGGGUUAGCCUACUGAGUGGGUGCCUGGCUGGGGGUGAACGGGCUGGGCUUUCUGGGCCCCUUCUGUGAAGCAGCAUGAACUGAGUCAGAGGGAGGCAAUCACAAUGACACUGGCCAAUUCCCCUGAGCUCAGAGACCUCGCUGUUGCAUUUGGGGAGGUCAAACAAUGGGGAGCAGACCCUGGGCUCUGGGAUCCUGUUAACAUCCGCCAAUAAGAAAGGAGCUAAGGCACCUUCAGAAGGUACUUAAAGAAAGCAAUAAAGGGCUGGGGGAGGGGCUCCCAUAGGACAGAACAGCCUGGAGCGCCGUCCUCGGGAUGCAGGCCAGAAGAGCAGCGGCAUUCUCCUCACUCCUGGCUUGGAGUUCUGUCUCUGGGGGUCCAGCUCUGGGGACCCACUUGCUGCUCCACCUAGGAGGUGGAUGGAGGCCCUAGGGCUUGGAUGGUUAAUGAUGGGUUAACCCCCUGGUUUUAGGUGAUCCUCUGUUCUGUGCAGACACCAGCCUGCAUGGGGAAGGGACGCAGUGCCCCACCCAGAGGGCAGGCUGGGGACAUGUCCACAGGCCACCAUUCACUGGGGUCAGGGGCCUGUCAGCCCCCCACCAUUUCUGCCUGCAGGCCUGGGAGAAGGUGCUCAUUAUAGGAAGAGGAUCCUGGGGACACAGAGACCGUGGGUGAGGGGGCAUAGAUAUGGUGGGCAGGGGGGACACAGAGACCAGGGUCCAAAGGGACACAGAGAUUAGGGCAGGGGGACAGAGAGA